Messenger RNA from Erigeron canadensis, 336 nucleotides. RefSeq lists its product as uncharacterized. The record is from RefSeq and is a predicted model, not a curated record. NCBI's taxonomy places the organism in Eukaryota, Viridiplantae, Streptophyta, Magnoliopsida, Asterales, Asteraceae. Bases 1 to 336 code for a protein of 111 amino acids. The transcript has a single exon.
AUGGCAAGUGAGCAAAAAACAGGCAAUGAAGGUCAGCGGGAACAGGGAAGCGAGAAUUCGACUGUCGGCGGAAUACGAGAAAGUAUACUUACACAAUAUCGUAAAACGAGAGAGAAUAUAGAAGCGUACCCUUAUGUGUGGGCUUCUUAUGCUAUAGUGUAUGGCGGAAUUGGUUUAUGGGUGUCAUAUAGAUACACGAAGCUUCGAAGAAAAGAAGAUACCGUUAUGGCGCUUCAAGAAAAACUGCGUAAGCUUCGUCAAGAAAGAGCACCCAAAAGCUCUCUUUCGGCGAAUGAUAAACCAACCUCAUCGUCUACUGAUAAAUCUAGCAAAUAG